Sceloporus undulatus (fence lizard) is the source of this 1989-nucleotide messenger RNA. It is a transcript of the gene TMEM35B, whose product is annotated as transmembrane protein 35B. The record is from RefSeq and is a predicted model, not a curated record. The transcript is spliced from 3 exons. The coding region runs from base 65 to 484 and encodes 139 amino acids. Lineage: Eukaryota; Metazoa; Chordata; Lepidosauria; Squamata; Phrynosomatidae.
UUCCUGCAGCUCUUUCUGUUCUCUCCUCCUCCUGCUGCCUUGGAAAGGAGCUGGAGAGGGAGCCAUGGCGCUGCUGUUCUCAGCCCUCCGCCUUUUGCUGGGCCUUUUCUUUUCUGCCUGCGGGCUCCUGAAGCUCACCGACCGCUUCUCCGCAGAGCUCCACUUGCAGCUGAAAUCCCAGUUUGUCCAGUUUGCGGAUGUUUUCCCCCUGAAAGACUUUGGGUACAAGCCGGAGCCGGUCCGUUACUUGGAAAUAGUGGGCUGGAUAGAAGUCGUGGCAGGUUUCCUCUUGGCCUUCGGUCCUCAGCUGCUCCAGGAGAUCAGCAAUUUUGUCCUCACCAUUGUCAUGAUUGGUGCCAUCUACACGCUGUUGGUUUUGAAAGAACCCAUCGCCAUGUGCGCUCCGGCCACUGUCUGCUUGGGUCUGCUGCUUCUUCUCAACAUCCGGGGAAGGGGGAGAUCUGCCAAGUCAAAAUUCGAAUGAGGGAUUGGGGUCACUUUGAGGGGAUAGAGGGCUGGGAAAGGAUGCUCUUGAGAUGGCAGGAGGGCUCGCUCUCGACCCUUCCGCCUCUCCCUUCCUACUUGUCGAUGGGGUAACUUGACUCCUGCUCAUGAGUAACCCAAGAAGACUGUGGAUUUUGAAUCGCUCUAAAUCGGGUGGGCAACUAUUGGGUGUUAAGGAGCCAUGGAGGGCUGCACUCUGCAAAAUAAAUGCACCCCACAAUACCACUAAAUACACUCUAGAUGGCAUUUUUACCAGGUAUUUGAUCCUCUCCAGGCAGUUUCAGGCUCAGAAGAGGCCUUUUUUAAGCAACAGCAAGUGAACAACAAGUCAACUUGCGUGCCAUUUCUUGUCAAAAAAAGGUAAUGCCUGGGUUUAUAACAGUGCAGAUGGGGCCAAAAUAGUGAAAAUGUUCCCUGCACUUAGUAGAGGGCAUUUGGAAGCAAUUGUUUUGGACCCUACAAGGCUUGGGGGUCCACCAAAACAGCUCUGGAAGCCAUAUGUAUUCCAUGGGCCGCAUCUUCCCCACUUCUCUUUUCAGUCAAUAUAACAUUCUUUUUCUUUGUAGACCUGGAGAGAGGCUUUAACUUCUCAGCGAAAAGAGUCACAUGUGGAUUUCAUAGUUCAGGCCAAGUUGGUUGAACAUUGAAAUGUGCAUCGCUUUUAUCUUAUCCUUUUGUUGCAAAUUGCUUGACAGACCCUUCUGCAGACUGGAUUGAACUGCUGUAAAGAAACAGCUUUGACAGCGAUCCUGUUUAUAAGUUCUUUGUAAAUUGUUUCAGCAUGAAAUGGCCAGCUUAUACAUGCCUCACAUCUGAAUAUUGGUGUAAAUUGUUUACUCUCUCAAGAGACCCUGGUUUACACCUUGAGUUUUACACAACUGUCCAGUUGUGAUACGUGAUCAUUUGUGGAAUUCAUUUCACGUUCUGAUUCUCUGUUCACAUGCAAAAGUUGAAGGGAAUCAGCAACUUCUGGCAAAUUUUACAGCUCUUAACUCGUUGCUUUCUUGGACUACAGCUCCCAGAAGUCCCUAGCUGGUGAUUUCCAGACGCUCCUAAACAGUCACUUUGUAGGUACAGUAGGCUCUUGACAUUCACUGGGGUUUGGUUCCAGGACCUCUCAUGGAUAUCAAAAUCGAUAGAUUCUCUAGUCACAUUAUAUAAAAUGGCAUAGUAAAAUGGUGCCCCUUAUAUAAAAUGGCAAAGUCAAGGUUUGCUUUUUGGGAUUUAAGGAAAAUAAAAAAUUUCAAGCUGUGGAUGGUUGAAUCUGUGGAUGCAGAAUCUGUGGUUACGGAGGGCUGACUGUUACCCUUGUAUACAGUGACCUCUGAUGUUUUAUGAUCACAGCUUUUCAAAUGGUGACAGUCCUUUACUGUAUCUGCUGGGGUUUGGUUACAGGACCCCCCCCCCCAUAGAUACCAAAAUCCAUGGAUGCUCAAUUCCCAUUGUAUUGAAUGGCAUCAUAAAAUGGUGACACUUAUAUAAAAU